Molecule: messenger RNA, 5375 nt
Organism: Pristis pectinata (smalltooth sawfish)
Lineage: Eukaryota; Metazoa; Chordata; Chondrichthyes; Rhinopristiformes; Pristidae
Gene: slc35g1
Product: solute carrier family 35 member G1
Exons: 3
Coding region: 77-1258 (393 amino acids)
Biological process (GO): regulation of cytosolic calcium ion concentration; calcium ion export across plasma membrane
Cellular component (GO): endoplasmic reticulum membrane; plasma membrane
Source: RefSeq, a predicted model, not a curated record
AAGCACCGCCCUUGAGCGCAACUCUUGCCUGAGCUCAGGAACGGUAUUGUGCGGGGAAUGAGGAGGAGGGCUUAAAAUGAGCGCUUACUACGACCCAGAGCAGGACUUUGUGGUUGUGGCUCUCGGGGCUCAGCCGUGUGUGAAUGAGGUUCUGAUGGAAAAGCCCAGCGGAGGAGCAGCAGCGAAUGCUGAGUGCAAUGGGAUCCCAGAGACAGGGCACCGGGCAGCAGCCAGGGAAGACUUCAACUUUGCUGCUUGCUGUCACUCUCAGAGAGUCGGACACUCAGCUGAUGAGGAGACCUCAAGUGACCCGCCAGCAACAGAGAAGAAACCUAAGUGGGUGGGCCUUGGGUUAUGUUAUGCGUUGCUCUCCUGUUUAUUCUUUUCGGUCCUUGCUCUUCUGGUGAAGAAAAUUGAAGGAAUCCAUGCUCUGGAAAUCAGUGGGAUUCGAUGUUUAUUUCAGUGGCUAUUUACAUUCCCAAUUAUUAUCUACAAUGAAGAGGAUAUUCUGGGACCAAAAGGCCUAAGACUGUUGCUUUUCUUACGAGGGCUCCUCGGUGCUACAGCCAUGAUGUUGCUCUUCUAUGCCAUUCAACAGAUGCAUUUGGCUGAUGCUACUGUCAUUAUGUUUAGUAACCCAGUCUUUGUCUCUAUAUUUGCAUGGAUUUUUCUGAAGGAAAAGUGCACUUUGUUGGAUCCCAUCUUCAUCAGUUUUACUUUGGUCGGCGUCGUUCUUAUUGCUAGACCACAGUUUCUCUUUGGCUCUCAAAUUUCUGGAUUUGAAAAUAACUACAAGGAUCACAUCAGGGGAACGGCUGCUGCUUUUGCAAGUGCAAUCUGUGUGGCAUUGACAUUGAUAGUGAUUCGUAAAAUGGGCAAAUCUGUAAAUUAUUUCCUCUCCAUCUGGUACUACUCAGUGGUUGGAUCGGUCCUGAGCAUGAGUGUGGUCUUGAUAAUUCGGGAAUGGAGCUUACCCUUCUGUGGGAUGGAUCGAGCGUUUUUAAUCCUGAUUGGCAUACUGGGGAUAGGAGGGCAAGCCUUUCUCACAAAAGCUUUGCAGAUAGAGAAGGCUGCGUCUGUGGCUCUUAUAAAGACAAUGGAAGUAGUCCUAGCCUUUAUAUUGCAAUAUUUAUUCCUAAAUCGUUCUCCUACCUGGUGGAGUUUGGGAGGAGCACUUUGUGUGACAAGUGGCACCAGUGGAGUUGCUAUUCAGAAGUGGUACACCAGCACCAGAAAAGGAAAGAAAGAUCAAAAUUAACCAAAGUCUUUGAUAUUUGAAAAUGAUGGAGAUCUGCUCAGGAACAUGGCUAAAAUUUGAAUAUAGUUAUUGUUCAUUGAUCUGUUUUCCGAACGCUGACUAAAUAUUCAGAAUGAUAACCCCAGAUUUUCUCAGGAUAAUCAACAAUUAAAACACAAUUAUUUAAAUUGUGCAUAUUUAAUUUGGAAUUGUAAUAAUUUGGACUUCUGACAUGUAAAAUCGAGUUGCGAUAAUAUUGUGUAAGUAACUGUCAGAUUUUGCACUACAUACUAAGUUUGAAAAAUGAUUUGCAUUCUCUUUCAGAUUCCAGAAACUGGGCUGGAACUCUGUUAAUCCAGUCAUGGUUCAGUUUUGACACUGUUGCCUCCAAGUCAGCAGGCCAUGGUUUCAAGCCUCUCUCCAGGGACUUGUGCACACAGUCUGUACUGAGAGAGAGCCUUGUAAAUGAGGCAAUAAACUGAGACCCUGGCUGCCCUCUCAGGGAUGUAAAAGACAUGAAAGGUCUCAUGAUACUCCAAAGACAAUCCAAUUAAAUUCUCAUUGUGUCCAGGUCAACAUUUAUCCCUCACAAAUCAAAAGCUGAUUACCUUGUUCAUUUUAUUUUCUACAUUGGAGACUUAUUGGUGUUCUGCCACUGGUGAUUACACUAAGUAACUCCAUGGUUGUAAAGUACUUUAGAAUAUCCUGGGAUUAUGAAAGGUGCUCCAUUUAUGUACCAUUUCUUGCUUUGUAUCCAAAUGAGGCUGCUGAACAAUACUGACCACGUACUUGCUGUGGGUGAUAGAUUUGUAAUACUUUCUUUACUUAGUUUCUAAAACUGCACUUGUAGUUUGUAGUUAUGCAAUAAUUAAUUACAGAAUAUUUAUAAAAAUAUUUAAUAGAAGAUUUAUCUCAUUUUGAUAUUUGAAAGUAAAAUUUCAAUUUAGCUUGAAGAUAAAAUGUUAUGGUAGAAUAUUUAGUUGAUGCCUUCUUUUGUUUCUGUUGCAUAAUCAUCUGGCAACAUACUGAUUUUUAUCAAAAUAAUAACUGAAAGUGUUGCCCCAGAGAUCUUCUGUACCAGAUCCCAAACAGUGACUGGAACUGCUGAGUCUAUAGCUGGCUUGUUCCAUGUGGAAUACUAAAUAUCAUCAGGCAAUGUGGUACAUCAAAUUGGAAUUAUAGCCUGCAUGUUAAAGGAUUAUUAAAAUUUGUAAAAGAUAAUUCACUAUUUUUGACCAUUUGUGCAAUUAGCUUUUUGGAGCAGCUACCAAAAUGUGCAUGUGGAGGGUUUAACAUCAUGCCAAGGCCAAAUAUACUUGUUGCUGAGUAUUUAUUCGUAUUGUUAAAUAAUUACAGUUUAUAUGGCAUGAAACAGAAGAAUUCUAUGUAAAGUGCAAUGAUAUAAGAAGGUUUCAAAUUAUUAACAGACUCUGGUAUUGAGAGUCUUUUUGCCUUUUUCCCCCAAAUUGAAGUGGGGAAGUUGUUGUAAUACCAACACUUGACAUGUUGCAUCAAAUUCCUCCCACAACUAUUUUUGUUGAAUUGUUGUUCCUCCAAAAUAAACAAAAUAGUAUCUCCAUUCAAGAAGCACUGAGAAGAACUUGACACGUAUUUGCUAAGUUGCUGCAUGAUAACAUUGCUCACAGGAAUGCCUGGGCUUUGGUCUCUCUGCUUCUCUUGCAUCUUACUACUGCCAACUGUUUCAAAUGCAAUCUAGGCUACAAAAUAGUGGCAUAUGUAAGUGAGAAGAGUCCACGUGAUGAAUAUUGAGGGGAAUAAGGUUCUGGUCACUAAAGGUACUAUGCAAUCAAAUCUACCUCAGAGCAAAUGGGAAAUAUUUAUUAGGUGUUUCACUCAAAAAGUUGACCAGACACGAGACUGCAGAUGCUGGAAUCUGGAGCAAAAAAAAUCUACUGGAGGAACUCAGUGGGUCAGGCAGCAACUGGAGGCAAAGGGAUAGUCAUUUCUGGUCGAGACCUUGCAUAAGUAUUUCCUGGUGUGAGUCACCCGAGCAACUGGUGUAAUUUUAGCAGCAAGGGAACACUGGGUGAUAUCAGUGCAGUACUCUUUUUGAAGUAUACGGAACUUGUCCUGAGGGCUUACAUUGUUGGAUACACUCGGGACAACAAUCUUACUUCAGUCUUGCUUGCAUGUUACCAGCUGGGAGGCCCACAACACAGGGAAAAUACUUGCCUAGAUCUGUGUGGACCACCCAGCCCCCAUCUCUAGGUACUGAAACAAACCCGUGGGUCACCCCUUGGUGUAUUGCCAAUUCUGUUUUAGUUCCUUUUCCUGCCUCCUCUCAACCACUCCAACAUACUGCCAAUAUCCUGCUUUCUUUUUUUUCCCCUCCCUCUGCAAACAAACACAUUCUUCAAAAAAAAGUUGGUUCCUCCAAUAAGAUAGUAGGGAGAGCUCUUUAAUAUACAUUUGUUCCACAAUAAUAUUGCUUACAGUAAUUCCUAGGCUUUGGCCUCUUGCGUUAGUCUGCCACCACUGAUUACACAUGUAAACCAAACUAGAAAAUGACCUCAUAUUUAUGAGGGGAGAGAAAAUGGGGCUUGUGAGUUGGUCUCCUGAGCUUUGCUUGGGUAAGGAGAACUGGGUGGAAUUGGAAUGAAAAUGUGCAACACCUGUUCUGUUUUGGCCUCGGGUGCAAGUUUUCCUCAGAACAUCACCAACCCAUAGUCGCUGAUGCUCUGCUACUGCACCAGCAUUUCUCCUGUUUCAUUGGCUUUAAGCCUUUGUUCCUUUUUUUUCCUGUAACUUUCCACAAUUUUCUUUGAAUUAAGGGACAUAAAAUAAUAAGAGUUGAGGAAAUGAUGCUGUUGACCUUCCACGUCUUUUGUUUAACAACAGGUUUUGUUGUCCCUGUCUCCUGUUUACUGAGCUCCCUUUUCCAUUUCCUCUGGGAAUCAAAUGCCCCUCCUCCUAGUCUGGCUUCUUGCAUAUCCCUGACUCUUUGUUUUCCCCAGUUGUUUGCUAGUGAAAGCCUUGCUGUCAAUUGUCUCAGCCUUUUAAAUUCUGGAAUUCCACCCAUUAGCUGCCUUUUUAACUUUCUUCUUUUGAGUGACUUCUUAAACACAGCAGUUUGAUCUUUUAGUCACCUGGUUUUAAUAUUUCCUUGCAUGGGAGAUGUCAAAUAGUGUCUGAUAAUCACACCUGUGAAGCAUUUAAAUAUAAAGCCUAUAGUACAACUACAGUGUUCUAAUGCAGCCUCUUGUGUGAUGUAUCUGUACCUUGAGGCCUUAGGACAGGGUACCUGUGAUAUUCACUGGUCAGCUUAGGAUCGAGAUGAAAGUAACUUCAAUUUUUUUUUACCGGUAUGGUCAUAUCACAAACAUACAAUUUCAGCUGUUUCCUCAAGUACACCAUACCGGCUUGCUUUUACCUUUUGGCUUUCAGUCUACAGGUACUGUGAGUUGCUGCGGGAAACUGUCUUUUGACAUUGACAUAAUUAUGAUAUCUACAUUGAAUUUAUUUAUUUUGUCAUAAGAUUUUAUGUUUAAUUAUAUGAUAGAGUUUGUACUUUGAGGCCAUACUUGUGCAGUUGUACAGUGAGUGUCCUCUGUUUACUGAAGCAUCUUCUGAUAGGCAAGACAAAUACUUGCCAACAUCUUUAGCAAUCCAUUAAAUAUUUGAUGUCUUCCCUUGAAUGACCAGUCAUAUUUUCUGUCCACUUAUGGAAUGGGAUUGCAUUGUUUCCUGUUUUGUUUUCAUUCUUGGUCUGUGGGGAGGAAAUUUUUGACCCCCUCCUAUCCUUUACUCUUGCCUUCCCCUUGUUCUCUCCCUCUCUCCUCUCUCAUACAACAACAUCUAGGGCAUUUGUAUUUCCACCCAUGUGUGUGCAAUUUUACUCGUUUUUUCCAUAAACUCAAUAGAUUGUGAACAAUAUUUGCGAAGUCUCUUCAAAGAUCGUGAACAGGAUUGCCAGCACCAACUUCGCCAAAGACAUGGAAUGCUUUGUGUGGGAAGGGAGGCAUGUGCUUCUGAUGUAAUGACAUUCUCACUGCUAGCUUACUAUUCUGUGCAUCACCAAGUCCUGUUUGGUGUGAAAUUAGUUAAUAUGAUGUACAAGCAUAACACUAUUCAUUUGCUACAAUAAAAGACAUUUUUCACUGGAUAGUUUUCUGGUAAA